This is a messenger RNA of Euleptes europaea (tarantolino), 927 nucleotides long. RefSeq names its product deoxyribonuclease-1-like 1. Bases 1 to 927 code for a protein of 308 amino acids. The transcript is spliced from 8 exons. Gene Ontology annotation, molecular function: DNA nuclease activity. Gene Ontology annotation, biological process: DNA catabolic process. The record is from RefSeq and is a predicted model, not a curated record. Gene Ontology annotation, cellular component: nucleus. NCBI's taxonomy places the organism in Eukaryota, Metazoa, Chordata, Lepidosauria, Squamata, Sphaerodactylidae.
AUGGGACCCCACAACCUGCUGCCUCUCUUCCUGCUCUCCCUGCUGUGGGUGGCAGGAGCCCCGUUCCGGAUCUGUGCCUUCAACACUCAGCGUUUUGCCCAAGGGAAGGCAGACAAAGCGGACGUCAUGGAUGUUCUUGUCAAGAUCCUGUCUCGUUGCGAUAUCUCCGUCCUGCAAGAGGUGAUGGACGCAAAAGGGAAGGCCGUCCCCGCCUUAUUGGCAGCUCUGAAUAGCUUUGAUAGUUCUGGGCCCUAUAACUACCUCGCCAGCCCUCUGCUGGGCCGGAGCAAUUACCAAGAACGCUACGUCUUCGUAUACAGAUCCGGCAAGACCCGGUUGCUAGAUGCCUACACAUACAAGGACGAUCACCCAGACCGACCGGACGUCUUCGCAAGGGAGCCCUAUAUUGUCCGCUUCACACUGCCAAGCAAAGCACUCCCAGAUGUGGUUCUGAUCCCACAACACACAAUGCCCUCCAAGGCAGAAGCCGAAAUCGAUGCUCUCUAUGAUGUUUUCCUGAAUGUGCGGGAUCGAUGGAAGACAGAGGAUAUGAUUUUCCUGGGAGAUUUCAACGCUGACUGUGGCUUCGUGGCCAAGAAGCGCUGGGACCAGAUCCGCCUGCGCCAACAGCCCGGCUUCCAUUGGCUCAUCGGGGACAAAGCCGAUACCACGGUUCGAGAAAACACCCGAUGCGCCUACGACAGGAUUGUGGUGCACGGAGAACGUUGCCUGCGUGCGGUCGUACCUGGAUCAGCUCAGCCAUUUGACUUCCCCAAGGAAUAUGGACUCUCCGAGGCAGAGGCACUGAAGAUCAGCGACCAUUACCCUGUCGAAGUGGAGCUGAAUACCGCCAGUGACGGAUUCCAGCCUGCGGGUGUUGUUCUGCUGGCAUUAGCCAUGUUGUCCGGCUCAGGAUACGGCAUCUGA